UUUCAGUGUAACUCAUAUCAGUUGCACAUCAUUUGCCAUGUCUGCGGUAUUAUGUUUAAUAUGCAGUCGAUUUGUCAUACAUAAACACCCAACCAGGGUUGCCAGGGCUGCUGUCAAGGUUACAAGACGCUUGUCGCAUAAACACAAACAUUCCCGCCCUGGCAACAGCCAAACUUGCGUACACUUUGUUAGUCAGUCUAGGGCAAAGCAACUGCCAAUUGGUUGGGCUACAUCUUAGAGGGUAAUCUACGGAUUAGGAUGCCUUGUUUCUCGGCUUGCAAUGUGCGCUUUGUAAGCGCCGAGGCGCAGUUGAAGCAAAAGUGUCAGGAGCUGCGCGCGAGAGCGCAAACUGCAGCGUAUAGGCCACCGCCUGGUGGUUAUCGUCCUGGCACCUCCUACAAUGCAGCUGGAGGAGGAGCAGCAGGUUUUGUUAGCUUCAGACGCCGCAGCGAGCAGUUUGCUACGUUCGAUCAGAAGCAGCUGAAGCGCAAUGAGCGCGAGCGGCGACGUAAUCAGGGCAAGAAGGAGCUGGUGCUGCGGCCCAGCGAGCUAAAGCGGCUUAAGGAUCAGGGCAAGGUGUUAACCAUCGAUGAGCAAUUCAAGGCCAUAGAGCGCAGCGAGCAGCAGCAUGAGCAGCAGCUGCAGCUGGUGGAGCAAACCAAGCAGCGCUACAAGCAAAUGGAUGCGGCGCGUCAAGCGGACGCAAAGGCAGAGCAGCAAGUGGAGCAAGACGAGCACGAUGGACUGCUGCAGCAGAAUACAGUGCUGAGUCGUGCGUUCCUCGCAAAGCAGGAGCAGGAAGAGGAAGUGAAGCAAAUCAAUCGCAUGAUACUGGACGCCAAGUGCAAAGCGGUGCGUGAGGCGCAAAUACAAGAGAAGCAGCUGCUGGCCAAAGCGCUGCGUGAGGACGACGAGCGGCUGGCCAAAAUGGUGAAUGCGCGUGCACAGCAAGCGUUGAAUGCGGAGGAUGAACGUGAGCGGCUGGAGCUGGAGAAGCGCGCCAAGUAUGCGCAGGAAAUACGCAAGCAGCUCAGCGAGCGUGAGAAUCAGCGUUUUCAGCAGGCGCAGCGCGUGGCAGCUGAGGCAAAGCAGCUGAAGCAGGCGGGCGAUUUGCUGCGCGAGGAGGAGCAGCGACAACGCGGAUUUGUUGAGCUACGCAAGCGACGCUUUCGCGAGGAGCUGCAGCGCAUACGCGACAUGUCGAGUGUGUUUAAGAACAUGCUAUGCGAGCAGGAGCGACUUGCAGAGCUGCGCGUUGCCGCCUACAUGCGCGAAAAGCAGGAAAAGGAGCGACAGCUUAAGGAUAUGCAGCUGCUGGCCAAGAAGGAGUUCGAGCGGCGCCAGCAGCGCAUUUAUACGCUCGCCGCUGAAGCGCAGAUCAUACGUCAAACUGCCGAGGAGCUCAAGUAUCUAAAAGAUCGCAAUCGCGUGGAGCGCGAGUAUCGCCAGCGUGAAAAACAAGCGGCCAUGAGCAAGCGCGAAGCGGAGCGCGAUUUGGCUGCCUCACGUGCACAACAAGCGCAAGAGCUUAAGCAGCGUUUAGCACAAGAAAUCAGUGAAGCUGAGCAGCAGUUCAACAAAAUGCUGGAGCGACUGCGUCAAGAGGAAGAACAGCAGCGCAGUCUCGACAAACAGCGUGAGCAGCAAUCUCAAGUCUAUCGACGCGAUCUCAAGCAGCAAAUGACGCAGAGACAAGCGGAGCGUCAACGCUUGGCGCAGCUUGAGCACGAGCGCAUGCAAAAGUGGCUGGAGCAGGAGCGUCAACGCGAUGUUAACAUCAAACAGGUCAUCAGCAGCAAGAUCAAUGCCAUGCGUGAGAAUUGUUUGCCCGAUAAAUAUCUCAAGGAGGUGGAGAAGCAGCUCAAGCAUAUUGAUGCCUCACGCAAUCGCAUACGCUGAGCUGUGCAUAGUUUGGGGCGCCAUGGGUUAACAGCAAUGGCCGACAGUUAACAUAAACAGCAGCGCCUGUAGCUAUGCAACAGAAAUUGUUGUUGCUCAAAGCUUAACAGAGCUUUUAACAGACUAAAACUGAA
Drosophila busckii is the source of this 2033-nucleotide messenger RNA. RefSeq names its product cilia- and flagella-associated protein 45. Bases 259 to 1899 code for a protein of 546 amino acids. The record is from RefSeq and is a predicted model, not a curated record. The transcript has a single exon. Lineage: Eukaryota; Metazoa; Arthropoda; Insecta; Diptera; Drosophilidae.